Molecule: messenger RNA, 1938 nt
Organism: Aspergillus puulaauensis
Lineage: Eukaryota; Fungi; Ascomycota; Eurotiomycetes; Eurotiales; Aspergillaceae
Product: glutamyl-tRNA(Gln) amidotransferase, subunit A
Exons: 6
Coding region: 1-1938 (645 amino acids)
Source: RefSeq, a predicted model, not a curated record
AUGAGGGUCAAUUGCUUUUUAAACCGCAUCUUGGUGUUGCUGGCUGUCAAUUUGGUUGCGCUCUCUCAGGCUACGAUUAUAGAUAAUGGCAAGCUGGCUGUUGUCGAUGGCAUCAACUAUUAUGUGGGAGGGGUUCCUGUAUCGAGACUCUCUCCGGUGCCAUCUUCCAGGUCGACAGAGGACACUGAGCUCCUCCCUAUCACGGUGAUCCGGUCGACAGUGGCUGGUUUCACCAACGAUGACUUGGAUGGGAUAAUUGGGAACUUCUCGCGCAAGGAUGAUGUUUUUCAACGGGGAUUUCUGGAAGCUCUGUUUGUGGCUUAUACCGGACACGGCCAGGGGCAUAUUUCCAGUUCGUUCAAGACUCAGAACACCAAGCUUGUGAUGGCUUCAUCGAACUACAAUCCACAGGGAUCGGUUGUCAAAGCUGAUCUUAGCGUUGAUAUCCCUCAAGGGCCGUAUUUCAUGUCUACUAAGACGGGCUCGCUCUAUCAAGCCUACCGUCUAUAUCCCGACCAUCAGCUCGCAUUUACAGAGGCAGCGAUCAGUGAUGGUAACGGUGGAUUCAAGCCAUUGCCAGCAGCAACCCAGGGAGCCAUGACCAAGAGCGUCGCGGUACCAUCUCGGCUAUACUAUACACCCACACCAGACAAGCCACUCUCUGGACUCCGCCUCGGCAUAAAAGACAUCUUCCACGUCAAAGGCCUCCGCACAAGCGGCGGCAACCGCGCAUUCUACGACUUCUACCCCCCGCAAAACAAAACCGGCUCUGCAGUGCAACGCCUCAUAGAUGCAGGCGCCGUGUUCGUCGGGAAAAUGGGCACAGUGCAGUUCGCGAACGGCGAUAAUCCAACGGCGGAUUGGGUUGAUUUUCACUGCCCUUUUAACCCGAGGGGAGAUGGAUAUCAAGCACCAGGCGGCUCCUCGUCUGGUCCUGCGGUCGGUAUAUCCUCGUAUGACUGGCUUGAUAUUGCCGUUGGCAGCGACACAAGCGGGUCCAUGCGCAGUCCUGCUGGAUUCACGGGUCUCUAUGCGAACCGGCCUUCAAAGGGAGUCCUUGAGACUGACGGUAUUUUACCGCUCAGUGGACCGCUCGACUCGGUUGGAGUGUUUGCGCGGGAUGCACGUACUUGGUCGGCUGUUAUGCAUGCCUGGUAUCGGGAUUUGUUAACUGACUAUAGGGUGUAUCCGAGACGGUUGUUCUAUUCGCGGGAUUCGUUUCCGGGUGUGGCUACGGAGGCUGGAGGGCUUCUUGAGGGUGUUUUUGGGAGGAUUGAGAAGUUCCUAGACGUGCACAGGGAGUUUGUUGAUACGCAGUCCAGAUGGGAGGAGACAUAUCCGGAGGGUGCGCCGGGGAAUGUGUCGGAUUUGUUGAAUACGACCUAUGCCGUCCUUACGUCCGUCUACCAAUAUAAGCACCUCGCCCAACCAUUCUUCGCCGACUACGCUGAAAAAAAGGACGGCCGUCGACCAUUUAUAAACCCCGGCCCUCUCGUCCGCUGGCAAUGGGGCCAGGACAACGGCGGCGACACUGCCUACAAUGAAGCCGUAAAGAAUAAAACCAUCUUCAAGGACUGGUGGGAAACAGACGGGUACGGGCUCGCCCAUAACGAGACUUGUUCAGAGGGGAUAUACAUCUACCCGUACUCCACGGGCAAGACGCAGUACCGGAAUGUGUAUACUGAUGCGCCAACUGAUCCACCGAUGGGCUUCAAGGAUAGUCGUAUUGCAACUAUGGCUGGUGCACCGGAUCUUGUGGUUCCUGUCGGGGAGGUUCCGUAUAAUUCGACCGUUUCGUUGAAGACUGAGUAUAUGCCGGUGACGAUGAGCUUUGUUGCUGCUCGUGGGUGUGAUCUUAUGCUGGUGAAUCUGGUUCAGGAACUGCAGGACGCUGGUAUCUUGAAGCCUGUUAAAACGGGAGCGACGAUGUAUCGUUGA